Macadamia integrifolia is the source of this 5822-nucleotide messenger RNA. RefSeq lists its product as uncharacterized. The coding region runs from base 4366 to 5529 and encodes 387 amino acids. Lineage: Eukaryota; Viridiplantae; Streptophyta; Magnoliopsida; Proteales; Proteaceae. The record is from RefSeq and is a predicted model, not a curated record. The transcript has 2 exons.
UUAAAGUGGUCCAUUUCAACGAAAACUCAUGGGAUCAAAUGCCCAACACAUACAUAACACAACCCAAGGCUUAUUUGCAAUAAAAUAAGCUCAAGUGACUUCUCUACAUCAAGAUCCAGAAGGAAUUUUUUUUGUAGUGAUUGAUGUUAAUAGGUUCUUAUCUGAGAAAGAGCUUUUCGGGACGGGAGGAGGGGAAAAGCUAGAAAUAUCAUUUGGUAAUAGGUUCAUUAUUCUGCCUAGUUGUGCUUCUUCUACUUAAAAAUGCCAGAAUUUAGUUUAGUCCCAGAUCUUUUAUAUCAAAUCUAAAUAUUUAGGCUAUAUUCCCUACUCUCUGGUAUGGUAUCCCUCCUUCCCUUUAUUUGAUCAUGCCUCUGUCCACUGGUUAGAGUUUACAGGCAAUAUUUUUAUUCAGUCUCAGUUAGUGUUGGGAGUUACAAGCUGGAAAGAUAAGCACAAAGUAAAAUGCAGAAGCCUUUACCCAAAAAUGUGAUUUUUGUGCCAAUUACCUGUUUUGCCUGUGUUUAUAGAACAGCUGCAAAAUGAUGUAUUUACCUGUGGUGGUGAGACUAGGAGUAGUUGUGUUGUACUCAUAUGCUGGUCGUGAUUCUUUGGCUUACAUUAAUAAUACAUUUUGGAAUGGCAUGAGGCACAUAGAGAGAGAUUCUUAACAGUUCAGUGAGUAAAUACAUUUUGUAUUUACUUGUGGUGGUGAGACUAGGAGUAGUUGGGUUGUACUCCUAUUCUGCUCAUGAUUCUUUGGCUUACAUUAAUACUACAUUUUGGAAGGGCAUGAAGCACAUAGAGAGAGAUUCUUAACAGUUCACUGUGUACUCUUAGUGUUUGUUAGUCCUGUGUCCAAGCGGAAUUGGGUUUUCAUGGAAUGUCAUAGCAAAAAAGGGUUAAAGGGAGCAGUUAAAUUUGGACUGGGUAUGGGAAGAAUGGGUCUACAUAUUAGGAUAUUUACUUAUCUAUUCAUUUGUCUAUUGCCUCUUGGAUAGGGCAAUUAUGAUUCUGAGUUCUGCCCUCUGCAUGUAACCCAGAUCCUUAGCCAAGGUUUUUGCCAUGGGUUUUAGUGGAUGUUACAAGAGUUGGGGUUCUGAUCAUGUGGUUUCUGAAAAGAAUUGAACUAUAAAUUGUAUUUUAUGUAUCUAGACAAAAGAAUAAUCAAGUUUAAAGUUAUACUUAUUUUGAAAGCUUUAUAUUUUAUAUAAGGACACCAGAACUCAUUUAUUCUUGUAAAUAUGAAUUUGCAGUAUCUUGGAUGGGCCAGAGAACAUAAAAAGUUCAUUGGUCAAAUUUCAGAUUUGACUGAUGAUCCCAAUUACUUCUUUAUUUCUUGAUCAGUAACAAUUUUAUAAGGGAGGACAGAAAAGCUACAUGAAUGUAUAGUGCAACAACAGCAAAGAUCAGCCCAUCAGUGACGUAGUUAAGAUUGUCCAACUGAGCCAAUUGGGCAUAGGAAGACUUUAUUUUGGCCCGUGGUUGGGUUAUAUGGGCCUUGGGCUUUUCGUAUUUGGGUUUAUUGAUGUAAUGGGUCUCUUUUAUAAGCCCCACAUUUUGAGUUUGGUCCUGAAUAUGAGAUAUACUUGAUUAGUUAGUCUAGUUAGGGUCCUAAUUCGUUAAUUUUUUUUUUUCAAGUGUUUUAGAAACAGGUUUUUAGAGUUCAGUCUUAUUUUAGUUUCCUAGUUAGUUUAAGCUACCUUAUGAGUUUAGGAUUGGUUUAGGCCUUCCCUUUUAUUUGUUUGAUUCUGUUUUUAAGUCUAAUGUAAGGGGCUAAAUUUGAUGGACAAAAUUGGCUUUAUGCUUUUGGUUCUGUGGUGAUUCAGUUGUUUUUUUUUUUUUUUUUUUUGGUGGUAGGCCACAAGGAGAGUUGAAGUAUUCAGUUGGUGAUUCCAAUCGAGUCCUCUGGUGGUGAUUCCAAGGUCAUAUCCCCUCCCUUUCUUCUUUCUAGUCAAAGAGAUGUCAGAUCUUUCCUCUUCCAUUCCAGCACAAGUUCCUUUUCUGGUUUUGUUCUUAACUCAAAAUAUUUUGUUAGCUGGUGUUUUAAGUUCUUAAACUUGGAUUCAGUUAAUCAUUUUUAACUUCUGUUCUCAAAAUCUGCAUUUAAAACACUAUUUUACAUCGAUUAUGAGGAGUCCUACCCACAGUAGGAUAAUCUGAAUCUUCAAAUUUCUAAUCUUAUUUCAAUUCUGUUUUCAGAAAUGUCAAUCAGAUCUGACUCUUAAGUCAUUCUUGGUUUCAGAAUCUGAUUUCACUAUUGGUUUAACAAGAGUCCUAUUCCGUAUCUGAUUUCCUAAUUUCUUCCUAUACUGGAAUUGAUUCUUGUUUCUUUUCUAGACUAUUGAUAUUGCAGAGUUCUGUUAUUAUUCUGAUCUCUCUUGAUUUCUGGUUUGAUCCCGUUACAAACUGAGAUCAAUUUCCCUAUUCUGGAAAUCCUAAUUCUAGAAUUCUAUCGUGAGUAGGAUACUUCCCUAAAUCCAGAUCAGACCAUCAGAUCUGAACCAGAUUUUGAGGAAUCCUUCUCCUCCAUAAAUCCACUAUUCAACCAUAGAUUGAGCAUUCUGAUGAUCUGAUUCCCUGAUAUAGAGUUUUUUCUUGGAUCUGAUUUCUGUAACCCUUCAGUGCGAUUCUGGUUUCCAAAAGGUUUCUAAACUCCUGACCCUAGGUUAUUUAGAACCCCAUCAAUCAGCCACCAACCCCAAGAGACAAUUACACUGGCAUCAUACCCCAAAUGCAAGUGGACUCUGUUGACCCCUGCGUGGACUCUGUUGACCCCUGCUUAAUUCAUUAGCUAGGUCAUUUGCUGAUUUCACCAUCCAUGUAAAUGCAAGGUGAAUGAUCUGAGUCUCCAAUUAAGAUGCAUGUCUCUUAAGGAUCUCCAGCUCCACCUUCAACUCUACAGAAAUUGAAUCACAUAGUCCACUUGGCCCAGAGUAGACCAACAGUAUAGUACCCCUUUGAUCCCUAAAGAAUCCAUUAAUGUCAGUUGUACCAGGAUUACCUAGAAAGCCACCAUAGAAGUUCAGCUUAAUGGUACACUGGGAGGAGCAGUCCACUAGUGUAUGUAAGGGAGUGUGCUAGCGUAGUCCUCUAAAGUAACAUUCCAUCUGCAUGUAGUUAUCCUAACUAUAUAUAUUCGCAUGCCAUUCAUGUGGAUGGUGGAAAGAUGCUUAUUGGGAGUUGCGAUAAUGAAAGAAGAGUAAGCUGAGAAGUCCGUAAGACUACGAGGACAAAUUUGAUUAUUUAAUGAGGUUUGGUAGAUGAGAAGUAUAUAUGUGGGGUUUAAAGGUUUAAAAGUAUAAAAUUACUGCUGUAGCUUGGGAAACUGUGAGAAAGUCAGCUUUCUCCACCACCAGGUAUCAGUAAUGCUACUUUCAUUACUUGCACUAUAUGGUUUGAUGUUAGAUGCUGCUCAAUUGCUCAAUGUCUGCAAUUUGUAUUCUCAUACAUCUUUACAAUUAGCUUCCUUAAAGAUUUUGGAGUUUAGACUAAAGGAUUGUAUGGGUACCGUUUGUGAAUUUUCCCAAGUCUGUAAUGUGUGUCCUCGUACUUCUUUACAUUAGCUUCCUUAAAGAUUUUAGAGUUUAGACUAAAGGAUUGUAUGGGUACCGUUUGUGAAUUUUCCCUACCCUUUUCCUGUUUUUCUCUAUUGCAGUGGUUUUCUUAAUCUUCCAGUGAACAUAGCUUUUAGAGAUACUGGGAUGAUACAACAACAAUUCAGCCUUUUCCCAACUAAAUGAGGUCUGCUUCUUGGAUAUGCCAAAGUAUAAGAUAAAAGGAAAAAGAAAGAAAAGGGGAAAAGACAGAGAAAAAACAAAGCAAUGAAACACUUCCAGGACAUCCCACUUAAACACAGUCGGCAAAAUGGACAUUUGCCUUCCAAAUAGCUCUAUUUGAUGGCAUACUAGGAUCCAGACCUAGCCUCUGCAUGUUUUUCCUUGCCAACUCAUCAGUGGUCAUUUUAGGCCUGCCCCUAGCUCUUCUAGCUCCUUCCAACUGGAUCUGAUCACUCCUCCUUACUGGAGCAUCCCAAGGCCUCCGUUUAACAUGGCCAUACCUGUACUAUUAUUUCAUGAAGCCGGCUGACUGGGAGUUCAUCUAUUUCUGUUUUUUUUUUUUUUUUCAUGUCAUGAGCCCAAGAACAUUCCUGUUCUGCAUGCUGAGAUGCAAGAUUCUCAUCGUGAAUAUAUUUUUUUUUUACCAUCUAUAGAUUUUGUAGUACAAAAACCCAUUUUUCUGUGAACAUUGCACUUGGUUAUUAAUGCAUUUCAAAUAUAUUGUUGCUCUCAUAAGUUUGUCCACUGUUUAUAGAGAACUGUUCUGAUCAGUUUAGUGUUUCAAACAACUUACUACCUUUCAGACAAGAUGACAGAUAUGAAAGGGAGCCCAUCUUCUGACACAGAUAUCCGUGCACUGCGCAAGGAAUGGGAUGAGGCUUCAUGCCCAAUCUGCAUGGACCAUCCACACAAUGCUGUUCUCCUCCUCUGCAGCUCCCAUGACAAGGGCUGCAGGUCUUACAUCUGUGACACCAGUUACAGGCACUCAAAUUGUUUGGAUCGGUUUAAAAAGCUGAGAGUUGAUCCUAGAAACAACAGUUCAGAAUCCAUAUCAUCAUUCCCUGAAAAUUCAGACAGCCCAAUACUUGGUCUGAGGCCUCAUCAUGGACAUAGUUCUGAAACUAGCUUUGAGGGUUCUAGAAUGAGGAAUGGCUUGGCAGAGGUAGUUCAUGAACAUUAUAGUUCGGAUGAAAAUAAUGAAGGAACUUCAGCUGCGUCACUGGAAGCACUAGCAAAUAGAAGCGAAGAACCAAAUAGGAAUAUAGAAACCCGAGGUGAUGACAUUGUAGAGAUGGGUCCACCUGUGACUUCAAGGGAGAGUGCUGGUUGUGAAGAGGGGAAUUUAUCAGACCUAGGCUUGAACUUGAAAUGUCCCUUGUGCCGAGGGGCCGUACGAGGCUGGAAAAUUGUAAAGGAGGCUAGACAUUAUCUUGACCUGAAACGGAGGGGCUGCUCUCGGGAGUCCUGCUCAUUCUCUGGAAACUACAGGGAACUUCGGAGGCAUGCCAGGAGGGUUCACCCAACUACACGACCUGCUGAUGUUGACCCUUCAAGGCAGCGUGCUUGGCGACACCUUGAGCAUCAGCGAGAAUAUGGUGACAUUGUAAGCGCCAUUCGUUCGGCUAUGCCAGGAGCCAUUGUUCUUGGGGAUUUUGUUAUUGAGAAUGGAGAUGGACUCUCUUUGGACAGAGAAAGCAGCUCAAGUGAAAAUCCAUGGUGGACAACUUUCUUCCUAUUUCAGAUGUUUGCCCCUGUUGAAGAACAAAGGGGCCUUGCAAGGGCUUGGAAUAGGCAUCGUCGCUCAUCUGGAUCACUAUCCAGUCGCCGUAAUCUGUGGGGUGAGAACCUUUUGGGUCUGCAGGAUGAUGAAGAUGAAUGGAAUGUGGCAAGUGAUACCGGUGAAGAUGUUCCCCCAAUACCAAGGAGGCGUAGGAGGCUCACACGAUCCAGGCCAAACGAAGAUCAACCAUGACAAACAGAUCCCAGUUCUGAAUUUCCUGAAAAAUGAUGGAAGGUUAUGACGGCUACCUACUAAGCCUGAUGAAGAGCUGUGUAAUCAGAUAUCGAACAGCCUAUGUUGAUUAGAAGAAGAUUCAGAAACAAUUGAUUUCAAUACAUGACAAGCUUUGUAAAAAUAUUUUAGGUUCAUUCUUGAAAAAAGAAAAAAAAGAGGAGGAUUAGUGUUGUACUGAUUCAGUUCUGUUCCAAAUAUUCUCAAUUCUAUUUAUCCAUCAUAUCAAAAGAGUGUCUCUCUUUGGUUUGAAA